Molecule: messenger RNA, 6221 nt
Organism: Planococcus citri (citrus mealybug)
Lineage: Eukaryota; Metazoa; Arthropoda; Insecta; Hemiptera; Pseudococcidae
Gene: spoon
Product: spoonbill
Exons: 10
Coding region: 829-3456 (875 amino acids)
Molecular function (GO): RNA binding
Source: RefSeq, a predicted model, not a curated record
CUAUAUCUAUUUAGUACUUGGUACCGUAUGCGACCGGUACAGUUGUGUGGAUCAGCCAGUACUUAGCAGAUUCAUCGAUCAGUGGUGCUGCGAAUAGCGUAGCAGCAGCUACGAAUGUGUGUCUGUAUGUCGUCGAUUUUUUUUUCUAUUUUGCCUAGUCGAGUGAUUGUUUCGUAUGGCGGUUUUUUUUUUGAAUUUAUAUUUGCUUAACGAGUUUGUGUACUUUGUUCCGAAAUGAGUACCUAGUAUAAUAUCGUGCGUACGUAUAUGUUAGUAAACGUGUUAGUGCCUAGAAAAGUGACAGGUAUAGUAAUUGACGAGGAGGAAAAAUCGCGAAUUUAAAUCGUCGUCCUCGUCGUCUGUGUGUGGUUUUUUUCGCGUUUCGCGUACCACGAGACGGUGGAGGAGCGCGAAAGAGCGGCCGGUAAAAGGUGCUAGAAGCUAGAACGAGCCGCUCUGGCUCUGCCUGCCAGUGGUGAGAACAGCUGUUGGUUUAGCUGCCGUCGUCGUCGUCGUCGCAGUGCCAACUCUUCGCUUUGUCGUCGUGCAGAUUCUGGUUGAGACCAGUUUACCGCCACGUGUUGUACAGAAUCGCCGAGUACUGCUCUAGUCGUCGUUGUGUCUGAUUUGUGUGCGGAAAAAUCUCGUAUCCGGAAGUCGAACUUUUGUAAUUUUUCCAUUCCGGCGAUCGUGCUUUGAAAUUAUUAAUCGAGUGCUCGGGUUUGUAAAAGGUGAACUUUGUGAUCGGCCGGAUUUUUUGCUGCAACGUGUUGAGAAAAUGGUUCCCGAUAUGAUAAGGUUGAACAAGCUUGGUGUGGAAUAUAUGGAAUGGCACCUACGAUUCAGGCUCAGCACGUUGUUGCGGUGACUAUUCCGACGAUAGCUGUUAUAUUUUUCACGUAUUUGUGGUAUAAAAAACGUUCGAAUAGCGUUACAAGAGGCCGAAGCGAUCCAGGAGGCGGAGGCGGCACAUCGAAGAAGCGAAAUCGACACCGUACCUCGGCCGGUAGCAGCCACAGCAACAGCGCUACCACUAGUCCGGCCAGCGCCGUAGCCAUUUCGGCCAUCGCCGAAAAAGAAACAUCUCCGGUAUCGUCGUCGUCGUCGUUAGUAUCGGAAGAAAUGAAAACCGCUAUGCAGAAAGCGAUCCGUGAUCUGGAAACUGCCGCUCCCAUCCAGGAGGUGUGUAGCGAUACCGAAGAAGCUUUCGCCGAACAGGAGACGACCACGGUCGCUUCUCAGACCGUGUUGGCUGGUGCCAAAGCUUGCAGUGAGACCUCUCAUAUAGAAGGAGAGACCGACACCGUUACCGAAUCCGUACAACGAGAAGGUGACAACGACGAUAGCAGCGACGUCGCUGUAUCGGCACCAGAACACCUCAGCUGGUCAGCCAUGCUGAGCGAAUCCGACGUCGAAGAAGUACCCAUUCAAAAGCACACGAAAUGCGAUUUGGGUUCGACAGGCAGCAGCAGCAACAGCAACAACCCCACCAUCAUCCAACAAACGGACAACGCUGCCGAAAGCACCCAGGUCAACGGUGGAACGUCGUCCGAAGAAGGCGUCGAAGUGGCAACGGCCACGUCCGACGAUAAAGGCUGCGAAUGGAAGGUGCGAAGCGCGACUACGAUGACUUCGGUGGCUACGCAAAGUGGUGGCCAAUUAUGCUGCGGAGUUCAGCGUCCUUCGAAGAACGGCGUCAGCGGCGGUGCCAGUGAUAAAAGUCGAAAUAAUCAUAAAGAUAAAGCCGCGGCAGUAAACGACGACCUGGAUGUGGCGAUGCAGAAAUUGGAGAGCAUGCGAAUCAGCGGCGGAGGCGGCAGCGCCGAUAAAACCACACCCAAACGUAAAUCUACCACUACUAGUACUAAAAGACAAAGCCUUAACGCAAAAGACGCGACGUCGGCGUCUUCUGCCGAUGAGAAAACAAACGCCGGAUCUCGUGCUGGCGCAAAAUCACCGGCUCCGACGUCGUUGACGACGGCCACCGCCAACGCGACGUCGCCGCCUCAUUCGUCGAAGGCGAAAAAAAGGAAAUCCAGGAAGAAAGCCAAGCUGACCAACGGUAACAACAGCGACGAGAAUACCACGUGUAAAGCACUGACUGACGAAGGCUCGGAUGGCGACGCGAGAAAUACCUGUGAUUCAAUUAAAAACUACGAUGUCUGCGCGGACAGGACGGCCGCGGCGGAUAAAAACAAUGCCAAAUGCGCGUACAGUAGCAGCAGAGCGCGAGUACCAGAGAAUGAAAGGAUAUAUAUUAAUUCUCAUGACGAUGAUAGUUUAAGAUGUAGUAUUAAAAAAACCGAUGACUGUGACCGUAAAGUUGUUGAAAAUCACCAACAAGAAGACUGUGAUAACGAGAGAGAUUCUGCCAACCAUAGUCCUGUCGAUAAUAUUUUAGAUUCUCAGUCAGUUCAUUUUUCAGAUGCUCAUAGUGAGGGUUCAAGUGAUAGCGGCAAAGGAUGCAGCGAAGGAGCAAUGUCGCCGUCACCUCAAACGCCCGCCGGCGGUAGUUCCAUAUCUGGAGACCAAAAUAUGGUUCUGCUGUUCCAGUUCGUCAUACCGCAAGAACACGUCGGCAAACUGAUCGGCAGACACGGUCAAUUUAUUAAUACCAUCAAAAGCGAUUCAAAUACCAGAAUAUAUAUCAAAAAACAUCCGACUUCGUUUAAAAAGAAGAUAUGCGCGUUGGAAGGAACGCAACAAGAAAUAAACAAAGCGUUGGAGUUGAUUAGAAAUAGAUUCCCCGAAGAGACAUAUCCGGAUGUUACUCUAGAAGAAUUUCCUAUGUCUUUACCAAUAGCGUGUCCACUUCGACCCGAACUGUUUCAAUUAGAUCUGGUUGAAGGCGUUAACAACGAUGUUGUGAUAAGCAGCGUCGUCACAGCUGGUCAUUUGUUCCUUCAGCAGCCAAUGCAUCCGUCUUACCAAUCGUUGACUUUGUUAAAUAUAAGUAUGAAUCAAGUUUAUAGUAGUCCCGAAGCUCCGGUAGUUUCGAAACCAGCUAAAGAUAAUAUCGUAGCCGCUCCGGCGAUGGACGGUUGGUACAGAGCGCAAAUCGUCUCAGUCAGCGAGAGCACAGAUUCGUGCGAAGUUCGAUUCUUAGACUACGGUGGUUAUUUAACUCUGAAUACGUCGUGUUUAAGAGCAGUCAGAGCUGAUUUCCUAACGUUGCCUUUCCAAGCGGUCGAAUGCAUUUUAGCUAAUGUGUCGCCGAUAAAUGGCACGUGGUGUGAAGACGCAAAAUUAGUUGUACAAGGAUUGACGUACGGUCAAAUUUUGCAAGCUCAAGUUUACGACUACUCUCCCGAAGGAAUUCCCUACAUAUUGCUAUACGCUGUGCACGGAACACAGGUGAUACUUAUCAACCAAGAAUUAGUGGCCAGAGGAUUCGCAUUUCCCACUUUACCGAACGAAGGUGGCGCCCAAUCGGACGAAUAUUAUGUGUAUCCUUGAAUAAUGAUGGAAAAAAAAGGCAUAAAAUAAAGAACCCAAAAAAAUUUCAUAUUUUUGAAAACAAUUUUCUAUUAUAUUAUAUGUAACCAUAUUAGCGUGUAUUACGUCGUUAUUCUUCAUUUUAAAAACUUUUUUUCCCUUUUAUCGAUGCUUCUUUUUUCUCCCGAAUUAUACCUAAUUUUUUCUUUCCUCAUUUUUCAAAUCAAAUACCUACAUUAUUAAACUUUAUGUAAGAGAUAACUACUACUGUAUAAUGAUACAUUUAUAUAUCUGCGUUCGAAAGCUGAUUUUUACAAAAAAGAAUUGAAAAAUAACGCGUAUUGUAAUUUUUUUGGCAUUUUCGCUUGUUCGGUUCAAUUAUUACCUUAUGUAUUGUAUUUUGUUGUAUUAAGAAUUUUACUUUACUACCUACCUACAUAUUAGAGCAAGUUGGCGACUCAAUAUCGGUUUUUAUGUAUCGUAUAAGUUAUAUUUUGCGGAUACUUCGUCGUACGAGUAUUUAUUUAUUUAUUUUUAUUUAAAAAACAAAAAAAGAUACAAAUUUAAUAAAUCAUCGAGAAAAAUAUACAUUUUUUAGACACGAAUCCCAAAGAAAUAUUACCAACUAACGAAACCGUACGUGUUUAAUUGCGGCCUAAAUUAAUCUCGAGAAUUUUCGCUUCUUCGUUUUGAAAAAAUAAAUAUUUAAAAUACGCGCGUAUUGUUGUGAAAAUUUUACCCUCUCUCUGUGUGUGUUUAAUGAUUCUAUUUUUAUGUAAAAUGUAGUGUAAUUUAUAUCGCGCAUCAAAUUUAAUAUGGGGAAAAAUAAUACGAAAUUUUAAAUUAUUAUAACUACAUUACAUAUUAUUUUGUUCGCAUUUUUUUCUCUUUUUUCGAGUUUUUUUUUUCUAUAUUUUUUAAAGACGAUUUUAUAAUGUGAAAGAAAUCGUCGUUUAUUAUGUUUAAUUUAUAUAUAUUUUUAGCUGUGUUUUUUUUUCUUUUUGCGUAUACGUUUAUACAUUUUCUCUUUUUUUUUGUCUUCUGUUAAUACGCUUUAAUGUUAUUAUUUUAUUUUACCGGUUAAUUUUGUAAUCAUGAACCUGAACCCGGAGUUGUCUGUAUGAAUUUUUUAAUAGCUAUUUUUAUCUCGAGCGAGAGUCCAGAAGGGGGUUUAAUAUCAAUUACUUAAUGCCGAUGCACUAUUCGUUUUUUUUUAUAUAAUUAUCGAAUUUUGAAAAAUGAUUAUUUUGGAUUUGCGAACGUUUUGCGUGUAUGUGUGUGUUGUGUUUUUUUUAAUAAUUACGUCAAUUUAAUUACCAUGGUAACUUUCGUUCGUCCAUUUUCUUCGCGAGGUGUUUUUAUUAAUCGUUUAAAAACGAAUAACACGUUUGUAAAUCGUGGAGUAGAAUACUUCGUUGGGUUUUUAAAUUAACGAAUAACGAUAUUCGAGUUAUUUAAUAACGUGAUGAUGUCGUCGAAAGACAAAAAAAAAAUAUCAAUUGUGGUACAGGACGAGACUGUUGGAAAAUUAAGACUGAUUUUUUUCUUCUUCUUCGUUUUGUAGUUUUCAACUGAUCGUUUUAAUUUUUCUUCGUUUUUAUUUCCUCCUUUCGGUUUCGUUUUUCUCUGCUUGAGUAGUGUUGAAGUAUUAGGUAGUGAUGACGUGGUAGGGGUUUGAAACUGUACACAUAUCAUACCCCCCCUUCGGGAUGUUUUGGAAAUUUUUUUCAUUUUUUUACCGGCUGCAUUUUGCAUUUAGACGCGAAUAUGUUGACUCGAUGGUACGGUAAUGACGUCGUUACUAUAUCAUGGCUGUAGCUUAGCUAUUUAACGUGUGUUUUUUUUCUUCUCGUUUAAAUGACUCGAUAAAAAUUUUUACGCAUUUAAUAAGGGGGUUGGCGUUGAUUUUUUUUUAUUAUUCGUUUUGAUUUUGAUUACUCUAAUGAAGUGAAGUGUUUCCGUACGUAUGAGUUUGUUUUUUCUCCAAUUUUUUUUUUUUUUUUUUGAAAACUAACAAUUUUUUUAAUUUUUUAUUCGCUUCGAUGAUUUGUAUAUUUUCUUUUUUUUUUUUGUAUUGGCGCUUCUGUAUUUUUUUUUAAAUCGGUGUUUUUGAUUAUUAUAAAUUAAGGAUCGAGUUACGUCGUCGUGAGGUGAUGAUGAGUGAUCGAUCGAUUGUGCCAUUUUUUUUCUCGAUGUGGAAGGAGGAGUUGUGUGAGUUGUGAGGAGUGAUUUUUUUUUUAUUACGAAGAAUGUCGAUCAUGAAUCAUCUAGUGUGAGUCGAGUAACUCGAUUUUACAUAUUACGUGUUGACGUAAUUUUUUUUGUUUCGAUGUAGUUUUGUUUUGGAAAUUAUUAUCUUUCGAAUUCAACAAAAAAACACAUUAUUAAGGUGAAAAAUAAACCGAGUAUUUAAAGUAGUGUUACUAGCUUCGAGUAUACAUACAUACGUAUAAAGGAUUUAAAAUACGAUACAUAUGGGAAUUUAUGAUUUCUUCUUUUCUUCUUCGAUAAUAAUUUAUUUAAGCGUCGAAAAAAAAAAUGUUUGAUUUGAAAAAAAAUAAAAUAAAAUAAAAAUAAUAAUUUGUUUAAAAGCUACUACAUAUUACUUUAAUAUAUAUAUUUAUUAUGAUUAUUUAAAAUGUAAUAUUUUUUUUUGUUAUUCCUUAAUUUUGUCAUAGCGUGACUUGUUAAGUUUGUAUCUCUCAUGAAAAUAGUUUAUUAUUUAAGCAGUUGAUAGUUGAUAAUUCAUUUUAUGGUUUAUUAAAAAUAAAGCGAUAUAAAUUUUA